Messenger RNA from Coffea eugenioides, 927 nucleotides. RefSeq names its product glycine cleavage system H protein 2, mitochondrial. Gene Ontology annotation, biological process: glycine decarboxylation via glycine cleavage system; protein lipoylation. Gene Ontology annotation, cellular component: cytoplasm; glycine cleavage complex; mitochondrion. The coding region runs from base 109 to 573 and encodes 154 amino acids. The record is from RefSeq and is a predicted model, not a curated record. The transcript is spliced from 3 exons. NCBI's taxonomy places the organism in Eukaryota, Viridiplantae, Streptophyta, Magnoliopsida, Gentianales, Rubiaceae.
GAAACCUGCGAGACAGCAGUGUGUGAGUGCGUGUUAUUAAAGAGCGCAGAAACGGUGGUGACCGGUGGGUUGGUUCUUCUUUGUUAUUCAGGUGGUUGAUCUGAAGCCAUGGCUACAAAAUUGUGGGCAUCAAAGGCCGCUUCCUACCUUAGGAUCUCAGUAUUCCACAGAGGCUUUGCCACUGUUGUCAAGGAUCUAAAAUAUGCAGACUCUCAUGAAUGGGUGAAAGUUGAUGGUAACUCUGCUACUGUGGGCAUUACCGACCAUGCUCAGGAUCAUCUGGGUGAUGUUGUCUAUGUGGAAUUACCUGAAGUUGGGAAAGAGGUGAAGCAGGGGGAUAGUUUUGGUGCUGUUGAGAGUGUUAAAGCCACUAGUGAUGUUUACUCUCCUGUUUCCGGGAAAGUGGUCGAUGUUAAUGAAAAGCUUGGUGAUUCUCCUGGCUUGGUUAAUGGAAGCCCAUAUGAAGAUGGAUGGAUCAUGAAGGUGGAGAUAAGUAACAAGGAUGAACUUAACUCUCUACUGGACUCGGAGCAAUACACCAAGCAUUGUGAAGCAGAAGAUCAGAAGCAUUAGUGGCUCAACAUUUCAAAAAUGAUCCCCGGAUCAUUUGUUGCAUUUGCUUUUGAAGUUCAAUCUUUUUCUUUCCCAUGUUAAAGCAUUUCACACGCAUUGAAAAUUAGUCUAGGUUUAGAAUUUAGUUCCAUGAGUUUUGCAUCCAGAAGCCACUCAUCACGAAUUUAAUUUGCAGUUGGCUACUUCCUUGAGUUCUCAAUUGCCUGAAGCUUCUAUGUAGCACAAUAGGAUGUAUUUACCUGAAUGGGAUGCUACAUGUGAUUGGAAAUAAUUAUAGGAAUUGGACAGCCUGUUCUGACAACCAAAUCUCUUUUCACAAUACUGAGCAUCUGUCCUUUGAUCUUCACUUUUAAA